UACAUACGUGCCCAGAUGUGUUUGCGGUCUCAAGAUAUUUUGGAGUAUCAUUGACCAAGAGCGGGACUGAAGUUAAGAAAAGUAUGAAAACAGCGAAAUUACCGCAGUGCGUUGGAAAAGUUCGUGAUGUUUAAAGUCAGUGAUGGAAUUGUGUUUCACACUGAAUGUGAACACUAGAUCUGAGCUGCCAGGGGGAUCUGCAGCUACGCCAAGCCCAGCAAGGCUUCACUUAGCUGGGUAACAUCUGCUGAGGCCUCCCCUGCCUCCUGGACUUCACCAUGGCAAUGCUGAUCCCCCAGAAUCCAUCUCAGGUGCAUGCGGCCGCUGUGAAUGGAGACAAAAACACCUUACAGAGACUGAUCACAGCAGAGUCUCGUCUGCGGGACAGUGAGGAUCAGUUUGGCCGGACUCCUCUGAUGUAUUGUGUGCUGGCCGACCGCUUGGACUGUGCAGAGGUGCUGCUUAAGGCCGGCACAGCCGUCAACAAGACUGACCACAGUCAGAGGACUGCACUGCACCUCGCAGCACAGAAGGGCAAUGUGCGCUUUAUGAAACUCUUACUGUCACGCCACGCCGAUUGGCGGUUAAAGGAUCUGGAAGAAAUGACCCCAUUACACCUGGCAACCCGACACUCGAGCUCCAAACCUCUGUCUCUGCUCCUCAAGCACAUGGCACCUGGUGAAGUGGACACACAGGACAGGAAUAAGCAGACAGCGCUGCACUGGAGCGCCUUCUACAAUCACCCCGAGCAUGUUAAGCUGCUGAUCAAGCACGAUUCAAACAUCGGGAUCCCAGACAGCGAGGGCAAGAUCCCUUUACACUGGGCGGCACAUAACAAACACCCCAAUGCUACACGUACAGUACACUGUAUCCUGGAAGCUGCUCCCACCGAAUCCCUGCUGAACUGGCAGGACUAUGAGGGACGCACCCCUCUGCACUUUGCAGUGGCUGAUGGGAAUGAGGCAGUGGUUGAAGUGCUGACAUCAUACGAGGGCUGCAGUGUGACAGCCUAUGACAACCUGUUCAGGACGCCACUGCACUGGGCGGCACUGCUGGGUCAUGCAAAGAUUGUACACCUUCUGUUGGAGAGGAACAAGUCUGGGAUGAUCCCAUCAGACAGUCAGGGAGCAACACCUCUGCACUAUGGAGCUCAGAGCAACUAUGCUGACACAGUUGCAGUGUUCCUGAAACACCCCUCUGUGCGAGAUGAGCCCGAUCUGGAGGGACGAACAGCAUUCAUGUGGGCUGCGGGGAAGGGCAGCAACGAUGUCAUCAAAAUUAUGCUGGAUUUGAAAAAGGACUUGGACAUAAACAUGACGGACAAAUAUGGAGGGACAGCGCUUCAUGCGGCUGCACUCUCAGGGCAUGUGUCCACUGCUCAGUUGUUGCUAGAGCAGGGAGCUAUGAUGGACCCGCUGGACGUAAUGAAACACACGCCUCUGUUCCGGGCUUGUGAGAUGGGCCAUCGAGAUGUCAUUCUAACGCUCAUCAAAGGAGGAGCACGUGUUGAUCUGGUAGACAUAGACGGUCACUCUGCUCUGCACUGGGCGGCUCUGGGCGGUAAUGCGGAGGUGUGCGAGGUGCUAAUGGAGAACGGGAUCAGUCCUAACCUGCAGGACCACGCAGGACGGACUCCCCUCCAGUGUGCGGCAUAUGCUGGCUACAUCAACUGCAUGGCCUUGCUCAUUCAGCAUGAUGCAGACCCCAAUAUCCAGGACAAGGAGGGGAGAACUGCACUCCACUGGUCCUGUAAUAACGGUUAUCUGGAUGCUGUGAAGCUGCUUCUGGGAUGUGGGGCCUUUCCCAACCAUAUGGAGCACACUGAGGAGAGGUACACUCCUCUAGACUAUGCCCUGCUGGGAGAGCAUCAGGAACUGACCCAGUUUCUACUGGAGCAUGGAGCUCUGUCCAUCGCCGCCAUCCAGGACAUUGCUGCCUCGUCCAUCCAGGCUCUUUACAAGGGCUACAAGGUCAGACGGACCUUCAGAGAACGCAAGAAGCUCCUCAUGAGACACGAACAACUGCGCAAGGAUGCUGCAAAGAAGAGGGAAGAGGAGCGCAGACGUGAGGCGGAGCAGCAGCUCUCGUUGGCUGAGGCAGAUCAGAAGCAGCUCGUCUCAUUGGCUGCAGCCAGAGUGGAAAAACUCUCACUGGAUGAAACGGAGCAGAGCAUUAAAGAUCCAGUGGUGGCGAAAGGACACAAACACAAAAAGUCCCCCAGCACUCAUAACAUCCAAUCACAGAGCAGGAGAGAGAAAAAACAUAGAACUGAGCGCAGAACGAGAGAAGCUGAAACACCAGAGGCUUCUCUCCCCCCAGCAGCCUCGGGUCUCACAGUGACCACCCUGAGGACCAGGAAGUGUUCAGGCACCAUAAACGAGGUGUGUGUGAUGGAAACUUGCGGCCCAGACACAUCCAUAUCUGUGGAAUGUGGGUCCACAUAUGAGCGCCGAUCCCCCGCUGGAUCCAGUCGACCGGGCAGUGCCAAACCGGUCAACGCAGGGGCCCAUGUAACGCCAGGACACAUGGAAACCACCACAACACCCAAACCAGCAAUACAUAACAGACCAAGUACUACAGGAACCCACUCAAAACAAGCGGCCCAUUCUACACCACAAUCCACAGAGACACAGACACACAGCAUUUGUAGAUCAGUGUCCAAGGGGAACAAGCCAGCAUCACCGCACAAAUCUACAGGAACUCAGCCAUCUAACAUCUCCAACUCCACCUCUGUCUCACGACAAAAAGAGAGACGAACAGAAAGAGAGAUGCAUAGAGAUAAGGAUAACAGAUCAAGGACUGAGGGGGAUAAACAGACUGGCAGAGAGAAACAGAAAUGUACAGGGAUGGAAACGGACAAAGAAAGAUGGAUGGGCAGAACAAGAAAAAAACAAGUUGACAAAGAGAAAGAAAAGAAGAGAGACAGCGUCCAUUGUAAAAACCAGGCGGCUAUUGUGAUACAGAGAGCAUGGAGGAGGUCUUGUAUUCGGGGUCGUCUUCGUAAGGUACUGUGCAAGACUGGGAAAGGGGCAGAGUCUGCUGAAGUCACAGCCCUGUUGAUUCAGCUGUUAUGGGAGUGGCCUAUCUCUCAUGACCACACCCACCAUAAAACUUCUGAGGUUCAAGCUCCGCCCACCAGGAAUGUAGGGAAAAAGAGUUCUGUGCUGCAAAAUAUAUAUGGUGGCGCCCCUUCCAAAAGAGGGCAGUCUUUGCGGGCCGCAGUGCUUAAACCGCAGAGCCAAAGUCAAGUGCUGCUGGAUCUGUCACUUAAAACAAACAAACAGUUGAGCGCCAUCGAGUGUGUGAGCCUGGUGGAUUCUUUAAGUCAGGCGAAGCAAUACUCUUACCAUCUACGGCCGUCCAGUGCUGGCAGUCAAAGCGGUCAGAGCAAAACUAAGAACUGAGACACAAACAUGCUUGGAUUUCUAGGAAUUAAAUCUUUGGGGAUGAUGCACUUAAACUCAUUUGAUGUUUAUUUAAACUAUUGAAUAAGGUGCAGUAAAUUCACUUGGUCUGUAUCAUUAAGUUUACAUAUUAAAUCUGCAGUAUCACCUUGAUUAUUGCAGAGGUUAGAGGUUAAAACCACAAACACAACAAAUAUAUUAGAUAACCUUUCAUUCUGUCAACAACAGGUCAUAUACCUGUCAUAAGGGACUUACAUAAGACCACCUGCAUGGAGACCACGGUGUUAAUAUGCUACAGUCAAGACGUCACAAGGCCGUUUUCAGUCCAUUUCUGAUAUUGUCACGGAUCUUGACAUUGUAUUCUUAUACUCAAUCGCCACACCCCUGUUUAUUGAGUGGGUUGGAUUAUUAUAAUCUUUUAUCUAUCACUAUAAAUCAGUGUACACUUUUUAUUAUUAAAGUAUUAUUUUGUAAAAGUGACGAUACCUCUGUUUGUGUGUUAAAAUGGAAAGAAUUUGCUGCCAAUCUUGCCAGAGUUGCAGGUCACGCUACUGCACAGACUUUGUCUUGUUUUCUGAAAGAGUAAUCAUUUUUUAAACAUAAACUAACAUUCAAAAGAUUGGGAUCGGUAAGCUAUCAUUUGUUUUUGAAACUCAUUCUCACAAAGGCUGCAUUUUAACAAAAAUACAGUAAAAACAGUAAUGUUGUGAAAAAGUAUUACAAUUUAACUUUAUAUUUGAAUGCAUUUGAAAAUGUUCCUGUAAUUGCAAAGCUAAAUUGUCAUUCAGUGUUACAUGAUCUUCAGAAAUCAUUCUAAUAUGCAGAUCUGGUGCUCAAGAAAUAUUUCUUACUAUUUUCAUUGGAAACUGUAAUACAUAUUUUUGGGAUUCUUUGAUAAAUAGAAAGUUCAAAUUUUUAUAAUUACAAAUGUCUUUACUGUCACUCUUGAUCAAUUUGCUGCAUCCUUGCUGAAUAAAAGUAUUAAUUUCAUUAAAAGAAUCUUACUGAUCCCAAACUGUAGAUUUUUUCAGAAACUUUAAAACAGCAGAUGUCUGUUCCAGCUGCUUUUGAGUAAAUGCCACAUUAUUUCACACCACCUACAUUUCUGUUGAUUACCAGACAAAAUGAUGGUUAUUACAAAAAUCCCUCUCCAGAUCUGUAUUAAUAAAAUGUUUAAAAAAAAAAAUAAAAAAAAAUGGGAACAAUGAAA
Molecule: messenger RNA, 4614 nt
Organism: Onychostoma macrolepis
Lineage: Eukaryota; Metazoa; Chordata; Actinopteri; Cypriniformes; Cyprinidae
Gene: invs
Product: inversin
Exons: 18
Coding region: 279-3404 (1041 amino acids)
Biological process (GO): protein localization to ciliary inversin compartment
Cellular component (GO): ciliary inversin compartment
Molecular function (GO): protein binding
Source: RefSeq, a predicted model, not a curated record